Messenger RNA from Scatophagus argus, 2127 nucleotides. RefSeq names its product phosphoprotein membrane anchor with glycosphingolipid microdomains 1 (gene pag1). NCBI's taxonomy places the organism in Eukaryota, Metazoa, Chordata, Actinopteri, Scatophagidae. The record is from RefSeq and is a predicted model, not a curated record. Bases 410 to 1774 code for a protein of 454 amino acids. The transcript is spliced from 10 exons. Gene Ontology annotation, biological process: negative regulation of T cell activation; intracellular signal transduction. Gene Ontology annotation, cellular component: plasma membrane; membrane raft.
CCAGCAGCGUCCUGCCCGCCUGCCUGGCGGAGCUCAGAGUGGAGCAGACAGAUGAGCAGCUCCGUGUGUCUCUCACGUCCAGAAAAUGUGCGCAGGGUGAGGACCGAGUCGCGUCUCCCUCUGCAGCGCCCGUCAGUGUACACUUCAGCCUCGCUGGGAGCUUUGACGCCACGGACGAACGAAACGAACCCGAACACUUUCCUGUCCGAGCAGCCGCUGAAUGCUGAUUUGUGCGGACGGUCCCUUUUCUCUGCAGGAAGACCUCUGCGCUGCUGCUGCGUGACAGAGCAAGAGAGAGGGAGAGCGAGGGGCCGAGGGAGAGCGUGGCGUGUUCGAGGCGAGGCCAACCUGACUAAUCAUCCAAGGUGUCAAGCUGGUGCCGCCGAUGUCCUCUCCUGUGUGAUGUGUCAUGGCUCCGGUGCUGAGUGGAGUGUGGUGGGGGCCGGAGGCGGGUGUCGUCGGGUCCGGGGCGGCAGCUGCGACUGGGGUGGCGUCGUGGCUGGGCAGUGGGCAGCUGGUCCUGGCCAUCACCCUCAGCACCCUCACUGUCCUUCUGCUGGUCUCUGUGCUGCUGCUGCUGUGUGCCAGCUGCCAGGGGCAGAAGAAGGCAGCCAAUGGACAUCCAGUAGGAGACCAUGAGAACCUCAUGAAUGGCGUGUCAGAGAGAGACACGGUCAGCCAAUCAGCAGACAGUCCCACGACUGAUGUGGCCGUCAGCAGCUCUCACAAUGGUCCUCUAACCAGCGGUACAAUCCUCACGGACACACAGGACACCAGUCCCCAGCCGUCAGAGGAGAUGCUCUCCAGCCAAUCAGAGCUCCGGUCCUCCAAGUGUCCUCAGGACCGAGAGCUUCCCAGCAUUCCUCCCAAUAACGCCCUUAUUGGGGAGGGACCUCCAGCCUCGGGGGACGGCACCUAUGAGAUGGUCAAGGAGAUUGCGGCGACAUCACGUGAUGUCAGUGCUGAAGACUCCCUGUACGAGACUGUCAAGGAACUCAAAGACCCCCCAGCACAGUUCGGUCUCCCCAAUGGUACCAUCCAGCUGAGCCCCGAUGAACUUCCCCAUCAUCCCCCUGCCCUUCUCAACGGCCACCUUAGCCCCUGCACACCUGAGCAGGGACCCCUGUGCACAGGGGCAGAGUACGCCUCCAUCGACCUGAACAAGAAGACCCGCCACAGCGCUGACAUGGAGGCCAAAAGGCGUUCCGAUAGUGCCAGCAUUCCCUCCCACAGGCCUCUGGAGGAACCAGAGGAGGACUUACCUCCGCCGGUACCAGAGAAGGUUCUGGAUGAAAAUGACAACCAGCCAGUGGUGAUGAAUGGGCUAGUGGGGGCUGGGCUUCACAACGGAGAGUUACACUCCCCUCUGUCUCCUGCACAAGGGUUCGACAACCACAUUCUGUCAGACAAUGAGUCAGCAAUGUACUCUACAGUCAACAAAACAAACUGUGACAAUGCUGUGAACGAGGACGACAAGGAGCACGACUACAGCAGCAUCGCAGAGAUCAAAGGCCUCGUCUCGACCUCUUCCUCCAGUGACCUGUACGCCACUGUCCGAGAUAUCUACACCCAGCCCGACGAGCCCCUGUCGGGUGAGGACCCCGUCUUGGACAGCACAGAUCCCGGCUACGAAACCAUCCGCAUCCCAAAGACUAGCUCAGGUGAUGACCACAGGGCUGGGCUGGGGGAAGAAGGGUCAGACGCUGCCAAGGCAGAGCCCGACUAUGAGAGCGUCGGAGAGUUGGGUCUGGGUCGGGAGACGUCCCGCCUUUGAGUUUUUCCUCCUUGUCGUUAGGGCAACCCUCAUUUGUGACACCUGGGCAGAGGCUCCCUCUCUGACAGAUGUGACUGUAGUGCUGUGAACCUGCCACCAAGCAUGCUUUUGGUGCAUGACUUGGGGCGGGGACGGCUGUAAUGGCUCCUCAUAGCGUCUGUCAUCAACAUAUGAGUAUCCUCUUUACAGUUAUGGUUUGUGAUACCGCAACUUUUAACUUAUCAACCAGGGUGAAUGUCAUUGGUACUGGUAGGCCUGCUAGAUCAUGAACUGUAGCACCUCAGCCAUUGGGCAUUAAUUAUGUGGAAGAGUGCACUUUGGAUCAUCAUUAAAUUCUCCUUUUGUCUUUUUGA